CCUUCCUUCGCUAACGUGAGCGGAUAUACCGCCGCGCGCAAACGCAUUGUUUCCAUCGCCGAUUCUCCUGUCGUCUUCUCCGUCUCCCCCUCUUCCCCCAGAGAAAACCCUAACAAUGUCAUCUCCCUCUGUUGAAACCAAUCCAAAACCGUAACAACACGCUUACGCCCCAAACGACAAUGCCGAUCGCGUCUCAGAGCCUCCUCACGAACUUACCACCCCGCAUCGCCCUUCUCCUAAACCCACCCCUCAAAAACCCUAAUUUUUCUCCUCCAAUAACCUCUCGCCACAUCAUCACCGGACCACCUUUUUCGCAAAAUUCGCUCCAUCUCCAUAUAUCCCGCAACUCUGAUUUCAAGUCUAGCCAGUCAUUCUUCGCUCUCAGAGUAUACGAAAAUGAUUCCCAAUCUGCCACAGUAAAGAAUAAGGAUCCUUAUGAGUUCAAUUUAGAUUCUUUCCUUUCAGCUGCUGAAUUGUUAUGCAUUGUGUCAGCCGCUGUUAUUUCAGUUACUUUUGCUGUGAGUUAUGCACUUUCCGGGUGGAAAAGUGCCGUCUUGGGGGACAUAUGGAGGAGGGCUCUGGCUUGUGGGAUUGCAGGAUUGGUGGGUGGGGUUGCCAUUGGAGCAUUGAUUAGGAGGCGACAAUGGAAGAGGAUAUAUGUGGAUUCCUUAAAGGGUAAUGGGGAGAAAAUGAAUUUGGUUGAGAGAAUUGAGAAGUUGGAGGAGGACUUGAGGGGUUCGGCCACCAUUAUUCGGGUCUUAUCUAGACAGGUUGAGAAAUUGGGUAUUAGGUUUCGGGUAACUCGCAAGACCUUGAAAGAUCCUAUUGCUGAGACUGCAGCUUUGGCUCAGAAGAAUUCUGAGGCUACUCGAGCUUUAGCAGUGCAAAUAGGCAUCCUGGAAAGGGAGCUUGGUGAAAAUCAAAAAGUUUUGCUGGCAAUGCAGGAUCAACAGCAGAAACAGCUUGAGCUAAUACUUGCAAUUGGAAAGCUUGCAAAGCUGUGGGAAAGCAAGCAAGAACCAAGUGAGAAGAAAGAGACACGUAAUUUGACUGAGGAGGGAAGACAACUAGAAAUCCAUAAAAGUCGAGCUUCAGAUGUGAGCAAGGAAACCAUCAAUGACAGAGCAUAGUAUUGUGGAGCAGCAGAUCCAGAUUGAAUUUCUGUCAGUUUGUCGGUCUUUUUUCUUCAAAAGGCAGUUAGGCUUACAGAACUGAAGCUACUGUCGUCGGGCAUCAAUUCUCAGCAAGAAAAUUUUUGGUUUCCUAAAUCUGCCUUGGAAGGAGAUGAACGAGAUGCUAGAAAGGAAUGCAGAAAUGGUUAUAUUCUUGUUUGAGAGUAGCAACAUAUGAAAAGAGAAGCAAAAAUGCAUCUUGGGUUAUGCUCAAGCUUCUAUUUGUAAUGUAAUUUUGUUAUUUUCUUGUUACUCAAAUCACUUUUCUUCCUAGUAAACGUUUCUUUAUGAUUAAACAUCCUGUAAAAUCAUGCAGUGAACCACCUUACCACUCUGGAGAAUUAAAGCUGGCGGUGUCCAGGCUUGUAUUAUUAAGUUGAAGAGUGUUUCAAAUGUAGCACUUAGCAAAGUUGUUCGAGCAACAAUAUCAUUCACCCUAUUAUUUUUAAUAAAAAUGGAAGUUUAAU
This is a messenger RNA of Rubroshorea leprosula, 1639 nucleotides long. NCBI's taxonomy places the organism in Eukaryota, Viridiplantae, Streptophyta, Magnoliopsida, Malvales, Dipterocarpaceae. The record is from the annotation of a GenBank genome assembly.